This is a messenger RNA of Durusdinium trenchii, 1201 nucleotides long. The record is from the annotation of a GenBank genome assembly. Lineage: Eukaryota; Dinophyceae; Suessiales; Symbiodiniaceae.
AGCAUUGGCUUGUGCCAGCUAACUGCACAGAUACUGUAGAUAGAUUCUCAAAACCACCCGGUCCUCGCGCAUAGUGAUGGCAAUGGCUCGCAGGAGAUGCUCAGCCCUACUGAUGGUGGCAGUAGUCUUUUCCGUUCAUUUGGCGAGCAAUUUUGUCACACCUAGUUAUGCGGCUCCUGCUACGGGGCUUCGUGUGACACGAAUUUCCCAGCCUGGACUGGCGAAUAGUGGUGCUGUGGGCCGCCCUCACGGUGCAACAGCGCUGCAAGCCUUUGAUGGUAUGGACGGUUUGGACUCGGUCUCCAGCGCUAUGGAGCUUCCCAUUGUGAUCGGCCAAGCUGCGCUAGGACUGGCAGCCAUCUACGCCAUCAUGUCUAUGGCUGAGUACGUGUACCAUCGCUACUUUCAACAUUUGGGAUUGAACAAAGUCCAGGCGGUUCGAACCGUGAGAAAUACGCUGCAGCUUUCGGCAUUCCAAGGUGAUGGACAUGUGGAGCACCACCGGGAGACGCUGGAUGACAUGUCUCUGGACAUUGAGCCUGGACGUGAAGUGGUCUUGGACGAAGACCCAUUCCGAGGUACAAGCUUUCCCUGGGAGGGCACGUUGAAGAUGUCUGCUGGUGUUAUGUUGAUGGCAUAUCCUACCCUGACCUUCAUUGGUUGGGCCCCGCAGGUCAUUGUGCCUGUGGUGGUGUCUGCAAUGCUCCUCCAUGCGCUUGUUUGGAAUGCGCUGCACCCAAACAUGCAUGGCCUCCCCGAUGUACCACUGGAGGUGGGUGCUCCAAGCUUUGUGCUCAAGAGCUUCCGCGAGUCGGCGCUUUUCAAGUACCUGCGGAGCAACCACGAAGGCCAUCAUCGUGCAGUCGGAUCCCAUGGCAAUUACAAUGUUUGCUGCCCUGGUGUCGACCAGAUUGUUGGUACCAACGUCGACCCCUUGACAGGUGUGCCAACACCUAAACCAGUACCAGACUGGGUAGCACCACUAUGCAUUUUGGCCAUCACACCACUGAUGCCUGCGAUGGCGUUCAUUUGUUUGCUGGUGCUCGUGACCUACCCACCUUUGCCCAAAGCAACUGCAAAGUAAGUCCUUAGUGAUAUCAAGGCCCUUCAGCGCUUUGACGACUUGAACUUAGACGGCUUCUACCUGCUGAGGGGUCGGAAGUGGCAGCGGCAAUAAAAUCCAACUGUGCUUAGUUUGCUU